AUGUCUUCUAGUAAAGAGCCCCAGAGCCAAGUCCCCGCUGGUAGCAAGGGAUCAUGGUCCAGUUUCCUCAAGUCGAUUGCCUCGUUCAACGGUGAUCUCUCAUCCCUCACAGCUCCACCCUUUAUUCUGUCAUCCACCUCCCUGACCGAGUACUCCGCCUACUGGGCCGAACACCCCGCCGUCUUUGUUGCUCCCGCCAAGGAGGCCGACCCCGAGAAGCGAGCCCUCCUCGUCCUCAAGUGGUUCCUCACUACCCUUCACCAGCAAUACUGCAGUCGUAGCGAGAAGCUAGGAAGUGAGAAGAAGCCUCUGAAUCCCUUCCUAGGUGAACUCUUCCUCGGCAAGUGGAACGGCGACUCGGACCUGGGGGAGACGCAGCUGUUCAGUGAGCAAGUCAGCCACCAUCCUCCUGCUACCGCCUAUGCGAUCACCAACAACAAGCAUGGGAUCGAGCUUCAAGGAUACAACGCCCAGAAGGCCUCUUUCUCGAGCACCAUUCAAGUAAAGCAACUCGGACACGCUCAGUACACCCUCACCCCGCCGGGAUCCAACGAGAAGGAGAAACAUGUGAUCACCCUGCCCAACCUGCACAUCGAAUCACUCAUCUACGGUACUCCCUUCGUGGAGCUGGAGAAGACCGCCAAGAUUGUCAGCAGCAGCGGCUAUGUCGCAAAGAUCGACUUCUCCGGCAAGGGCUGGCUGAGCGGCAAGAAGAACACCUUCACCGCGUCCUUGCACAAGGCGAGCGAGGGUGAGAAGAAGCCUCUCUACACCAUUGAUGGACAAUGGUCGAAUACCUUCACCAUCAAGGAUGCCCGCACCAAGGAGGUUAUUGAUAAGUGGGUCGUGAACGACAACAAAACCACCCCGCUCGAGCUGGCCCCUGUCGAAGAGCAGGACCUGUACGAGAGCCGACGUGCCUGGAAGGAGGUCGCCGAGAACAUCCAGGGCGGUAAUAUGGAUGCUGUCUCCGCCCACAAGUCCCGUAUCGAGAAUGCCCAGCGUGAGCUGCGCCGCGCUGAGCAGUCCGAAGGCCGUGAAUGGGAGCGCCGCUUCUUCAACCGUAUUGAAGAGCAGGACGACGAUCCUCUCUUCCAGAAGCUUGCGGCUGAGCUUGGCAUCUCUGGCAACCUUGAGGGUGAUAAGACCGGUGGUAUCUGGCGCUUUGAUGCCGCCAAGGCCGCCGAUGCCAAGGCCCCUUAUCACAAGAUCGGUGGCGAGGGACUCGGUAUCACCGAGUAA
Penicillium manginii is the source of this 1242-nucleotide messenger RNA. RefSeq names its product OSBP family protein. Gene Ontology annotation, biological process: endocytosis; piecemeal microautophagy of the nucleus; exocytosis. The coding region runs from base 1 to 1242 and encodes 413 amino acids. The transcript is spliced from 4 exons. Gene Ontology annotation, molecular function: oxysterol binding. Lineage: Eukaryota; Fungi; Ascomycota; Eurotiomycetes; Eurotiales; Aspergillaceae. The record is from RefSeq and is a predicted model, not a curated record. Gene Ontology annotation, cellular component: cytosol; intracellular membrane-bounded organelle; membrane.